Ictalurus punctatus (channel catfish) is the source of this 1898-nucleotide messenger RNA. RefSeq names its product neuromedin U receptor 3 (gene nmur3). Gene Ontology annotation, molecular function: neuromedin U receptor activity. Gene Ontology annotation, biological process: G protein-coupled receptor signaling pathway. The transcript has 2 exons. The coding region runs from base 146 to 1435 and encodes 429 amino acids. Gene Ontology annotation, cellular component: plasma membrane. The record is from RefSeq and is a predicted model, not a curated record. Lineage: Eukaryota; Metazoa; Chordata; Actinopteri; Siluriformes; Ictaluridae.
UACUGUUCUGCGUUCACAACAUUGUGACAAGUAUAAUCUGUUUCAUACUGUAGGUCUCCAUCAAUCUGACCAUGAGGUCUAAAACUACAGAAUGCCGAUUCUAUAGCAAACUCUAAGGAUCUGUUUCCCAGAUUGUUUCCUUUAGAUGCCUUACUUCAGAAUGUCCAUAAAAUGCUUUUGUGAUCCUGUUGUGAAUGGAACUGAACUUGAUUUCACUACAUGCAACAUCUCUUCAUUCAACCACACUGGCAAUGGAACUGAACCUUGUCAGCCCCAAACAUUGGAAGAUAUCCUGUUCCGACUCCUUGGGCCAAGGAGGUCUCCAUUCUUCCUCCCUGUGACACUAACAUACGUACUUAUCUUUGUUACUGGUGUGGUGGGGAACCUUCUCACCUGCACUGUGAUCACUAAGCACAGAAAGAUGAGAACACCUACCAACCUGUACCUCUUCAGCUUGGCCAUCUCUGAUUUGCUGGUGUUGCUGUUUGGAAUGCCUCUGGAGAUAUACGACCUGUGGCAGAACUACCCUUUCCCAUUUGGUGAGAGCAUUUGCUGUUUCAAGAUCUUUUUGUUUGAGACAGUUUGCUUUGCAUCUGUGCUCAAUGUCAUGGUUCUAAGCAUUGAACGUUAUGUGGCUGUGGUCCACCCGCUCAAGACUCGAUAUGCUAUCACCAACAAACAUGCCCAGAGGGUUAUUGGAGGGGUUUGGGCUGUGUCUCUGAUCUGCGCCAUCCCCAACACAUCUCUCCAUGGCCUACAUUAUUAUUAUCUACCGGAGAAGGUCCUUGAGUCAGCCACCUGCAACCUUCUCAAGCCCCAGUGGAUCUACAAAUUGGUGAUCCAGGUGACCACCAUUUUAUUCUACUUUGUGCCCAUGACAGUGAUCAGUGUGCUGUAUCUAGUGAUAGGGAUACAGCUGGGCAGGGAGCAGAGGCAGAAGGGUAGGAAACUGGGGAAGAAUUGCAGUGAAGACACCAGCUGGAAGAUCCAAGUUGAGAGUGGACGCAGGAGGCAGAUCACCAAAAUGCUAGCUGUUGUGGUGCUGGCCUUUGCUAUCUGCUGGGCUCCAUUCCACAUUGACAGACUAUUGUGGAGUUUCAUCACUAAUUGGACUGACCACAUGUACAACAUCUUCGAAUAUGUGCAUAUCCUCUCCGGAGUGUUGUUUUACCUCAGUUCUGCCAUCAAUCCUAUAAUCUACAACCUUCUCUCCAGCCGCUUUCGAGAGCAAUUUUUCGAGCUGAUGUGCAGGCACCCAGAAGUCAACACCUCACAGAACAUCUCUCCACCCUACAGCAAGAGGAUUUCCUUCCCUAAAAGCCACAAGGCCGUCAGAACCAACUCUCAGGGCCACAGCAGCUAUCCAAAUGGCCCCCAACCCUCUGUUAUCCUCGGCACAGGAUGGGAGCAGGAGCUUGAUACUACUUUUAUGUAACACAGUGCAUGGAGUACCACCCUCAACAUGGAUGUUUUUUUUUUUUUUUAUCUAAUGGGGAAAGCUAGCAUUCUCUGCCAAUUAACAUUUCUAAAAACCUGUGUGAAAAGGAAAUGAGAAAGUGUCAUUUUUAAUGUCAUUUGUGUUUGUGAUUGCUUAGAUUAUAAUUUAUAUUUCUGCCCAGCUAUCGGUAGUAAAAACAUCAGUGUCCUAUACAGUCAAUUAAGGGUGUGCAACAAAAUUAUCACAUUUAUAACAACAUCCUAUGAUACAUGAUAUGUACCUAGUUGUGCUAACAAACUAGCAGUAGAACACUUUGCAAUUUCUAAACUUGCAAUUUAGAAAACUAUGGAAAAAAUGGUCUUCAGUGAUAGUAUUUAUUUAACUUCUACAAAAAAUGAUUUAAAACUGAAAAUGAAAAAAUAAAUCUGUGUAAAUUUGACAAUUUUAAUGGUUCAGUACA